CAAUGACAGGGUAGCAUUUCAUAUAAUUUAUUCUCUUGUGUUUAAGAUAUGGCGUAUAAAAUAACGUAGUGUUGAAAAAGAGGUCAAUCUAUCUCCAUCUCAAAGCCAAACCCAAAAAUUGUAAAUGUCUUCAUUUUUCUUGUUAGUUUUUCUGAUCAUUCAAACAUGGCCAAUGAAGCUAGAAGCCCAAAAAAACAUAUUUAUAUUAGCAGGACAAAGCAACAUGGCUGGAAGAGGAGGAGUAGUAAACGACACGACAACCGGUGUCACAACCUGGGACGGUGUUGUUCCACUUCAAUGUCAACCAAAUCCAUCAAUUAUGAAGCUCAAUGCAAAUCUUAAAUGGGUUGAAGCACAUGAACCUCUUCAUGAAGACAUAGAUACGCUAAAGACAAAUGGGGUUGGACCAGGUAUGGCAUUUGCGAAACAUGUGCUGGAAAAAAACUCGGGACUUGGUUUGGUGGGGUUGGUCCCAUGUGCAAUUGGUGGCACCAAUAUAAGUGAAUGGGAAAGGGGUAAAGUGCUUUAUAACCACAUGAUGAAGAGGGUUAAAGCAUCGUUGCGUGAUGAUGGUAAUAUUAGAGCACUUCUUUGGUUUCAAGGGGAGACUGAUACGGUGAUCCUGAGUAGUUGGUGGUGGCUCAAUGUCGUGUCCAGGGCUCUGAUACGUGGGAUGGGAACUAUUAUUUAUUUUAUUGUUGUUUUCCUUCCAUGUAUCAAAUUUUGGAAUUAUGAUGUGGAGCCGUUUAUUGUCUCAUGAACAAUGUUGUUGACUUAUGGUGAUCCUGAGUAGUAGGUGGUGGCUCAAGUGUCUAGGGCUCUGAUACGUGGGAUGGGAUUUUAUUGUUUUAUUUCAUUCUAUGUAUCAAAUUUUGGUUAAUGAUGUUGUAGCCCUACGUUUGAUGAAUUAUUCUGGUUGAGGCUUAUAUGCCUAGAUAUUGUUUGGAGUUUUAAAUAGUUGUUGACGUUUCUAUGAUAAUAUUCCGCUGCAUAUCAAACGACGGUUUUUCUUGGAUAUUUUAUA
Molecule: messenger RNA, 1024 nt
Organism: Medicago truncatula (barrel medic)
Lineage: Eukaryota; Viridiplantae; Streptophyta; Magnoliopsida; Fabales; Fabaceae
Product: probable carbohydrate esterase At4g34215
Exons: 3
Coding region: 125-760 (211 amino acids)
Source: RefSeq, a predicted model, not a curated record